Spodoptera frugiperda (fall armyworm) is the source of this 1945-nucleotide messenger RNA. RefSeq lists its product as uncharacterized. The record is from RefSeq and is a predicted model, not a curated record. Gene Ontology annotation, molecular function: serine-type endopeptidase activity. Lineage: Eukaryota; Metazoa; Arthropoda; Insecta; Lepidoptera; Noctuidae. The transcript is spliced from 13 exons. Gene Ontology annotation, biological process: proteolysis. Bases 124 to 1896 code for a protein of 590 amino acids.
GAUAAUUGGUUUCAUCGAAGCGUAACUUUCCGGAGAUUGACCAAAAAAUUAACAUCCUCAAUUUCAUUUUGUGAUUGAACAAAUAAUUUAUUCGAUCCUUCUGGGAUCGGCCUGUGAGUAAAUAUGACGAAAUAUUGCCUGCUUUUGGUGUCGAUUUUUCUACUUUUCGGAUUAGUAUUGACAAAUUCAAAAAAGGACAGUAAAGAUGAAACGUCAGCAAAGCCACAUCAUACCAAAACCCACUCGAACAGUGCCAACAAAUCAGCGGAUGACGUAGAAGAGAUCGCAGAUGAGAGUUGGAAUUACGAAAAUACGACCACUGUAGAUACUAGGAGAAUUCUAUUCAGUAAGAGAACUGAGAAGGGAAAGAGACCUUAUAUGGUAUAUCUCCAACUGACAAAAGAAUCAGCGAAGGCUCACAAGUACAGAGGUUGGUUGUGUGGCGGUGUGAUCGUGGAUCCGUACUACGUGCUCACUUCAGCUGCCUGCGUCGAAGAUGCCGACAGAUUCUACAUCGUCUCCGGCACCACUAAAUUCGUAGACAGCUUUGAUUACAAGAAUGACGAAUGCGUCUGCAAACAUCGGCGAAAAGUUGUAUGGAAAUGUAUUCCCAAGAACUACAAAUUCGACUUCCAAGACAGUAUCAAGUGGUCAUCAAACGAUAUCGCUAUAGUUAAAGUAGACAAAGCCUUCAAGUUCGGUGUCCAGGAGAAGGGAUGCGAAUUCAGCACUGAGCUCAUCAUGUAUAACAACAUUAGCAGAGAAAUGGAAAAGCCUGGAACCAAGGGUUGGAUUGCUGGAUGGGGUAGCGGUAACAACUUCAGAGAGGGUGUCUACCGUCGUCAAAAAGAUCAUGUGCCGAAGAACAGUAAGUGUCUCCAAGAAGCCAAGGUAUGCAUAAUGGACAACGAGCAAUGCGCGAAGAAAUGGGCACAGAGGUUCAGGGAAAUUAUUACCCAGUACAUGAUCUGCACUAAGGAUGUCAUGAAACGGCUGAGCGAAUUGUGCGAUAAACGAUAUGCCAAUUGUACGGAUGUGGAAACCCGCCGCCAAGACUUGGAGAUUCCGUCGAAAUCUCUCAACGUUGACUUAGGAAGACAUCUUAGAGACCCUGACGAUUACACGGCGAGGAGAUCCUCUAUGCAAGGAGGUUUUUGUGAGAAUGACCACGGUGGACCUCUGAUUGUAAGAUACCAAGGCAAAGAGCGAGUUAUUGGAGUCAUUUCAGCUUGCAAGAUUGACCCUAAAAGCCACAGCUGCCACGGACCCUUCUUAUACACAUCUAUCUAUAGGAAUCGCCAGUUCAUUUCUUGUGCUAUUCACAAAGAUGUCGAAGAGAAUUGUAGGAGAGUAUUCCGUUCUGGUAUAACUCAUGAAGAAUGGUCAGUUUCUUGGGAUAAUGCGGAUGACGAUGAUGUCUCGUCCAAUGACUCCCCAGUUAACAGAAACGCGAAAUCUCCCAGUGUCGCUGAUGAAAAGUCGUCAGACGAUAGUGAUUCCAACGACGAGAACGUUUUGAGACAACUUAAAGAAGAUACUAAAACCCCACCCAAUACAGAAAAACCGAAAACAGAGAACGUAUCUCCAAAAGAAGAGUCAAAUUCAGAAGCAGAGGCAGAAGAAGCGAAGGCAACUACAGAAAAGGCUGUGCAAAAAGAAGGAAAGAAACCAGAUAACAAAGAGAAAACUGAGAAGCACAAGAAGAAAUCGAAAUCCAAGAAGCACAAAGCAAAAGAAGAAGUGCCAGAAGUGAAAGUCGAAACGAGUAGUCUGAAGCCAGUGUCUGCAGACGAAAGAGGUAGUUCAGGUGAGAUUCAGGUCCGAUCACUUAAAAAGGACCCAGCUUCGUACGAGUCAAGCCCAGACGAAAAUGUUAACGAUCCAGACAACGAAUAAUGUUGGAUCAUACAUCAUAAUAAGGUUUAAUAAUAACUAUCGUGUUUAA